UGAAUCAUUAGAAUAUGCAUCAUCACUUUGGAAAAAAGAACCUAAAACAAAACAUGGCACCUCAAAUUUCUAGAGGCAGAGUCCCUAUUGUUGUUUUGCUAGCCUCUCUAGUCCUCCCCCUCCUUUUUCAAGAAUAUUCUUCUUCUUCUGUGUUCAUUGCAAGUGCAUCAGCUUCAGAAUCAGAUGUUGAUCUGUUAGAAUUUCCCUUAAAUUUAGAAUACUUGGAGGCUGAGUUUUUCUUAUUUGGUUCCUUGGGUCAUGGAUUGGAUGUGGUUGCUCCAAAUUUAAGUGAGGGAGGACCCCCUCCCAUUGGUGCCAGAUUGGCCAGACUUGAGAACCUCAUCAGGGAUAUCAUCUUGCAGUUUGGUUUGCAGGAAGUUGGACACUUGAGGGCCAUAAAGAGCACAGUGAGAGGGUUCCCAAGGCCGUUACUUGAUCUAAGCACAGCAUCUUUUGCAAAAGUAAUGAAUAGUGCAUUUGGGAGACCUCUUGUUCCUCCCUUUGACCCCUAUGCUAAUUCGAUCAACUAUCUGUUAGCAUCUUAUGUGAUUCCCUAUGUUGGUCUCACUGGUUAUGUUGGUGCCAAUCCACUGCUGCAAAAUGCUACUUCCAAGAGGCUUGUUGCAGGGCUUCUAGGAGUAGAGUCCGGGCAAGAUGCAGUUAUUCGAACAUUGUUGUAUGAACGCCAAGCAUCAUUGGUGCAACCAUACAAAGUGACUGUGGCAGAGUUUACAGAUCGCAUUUCAAUGCUUAGGAACAAGCUAGGAAAUGCAGGUGUGAAAGACGAGGGUCUUGUGGUGCCUAGAGUGCAAGGUGCUGAGGGUAGUGUCACAGACAACAUUCUCGCUGGUGACAAAGAUUCACUAUCAUAUCCUAGAACUCCAGAGGAAAUAUUGAGGAUAAUAUAUGGAGGAGGUGAUGAACAUGUUCCUGGUGGUUUCUACCCUAACGGAGCAUGUGGUCGCAUAGCUAAAUCUUACUUGAAGUACACUACUUAAAGCUAGAGUAUGUGUUGUAGUUAUAUGUGUCUUGAAAUUGUUAUGCCUACCCUAUCACAAUAAAUUAUUAUUAUAAUAAGAGAGUAUGUUGCUUGAUCAUAUGGCUACAAUUUGUAAGUGAUGAUUAAUUACCAAUAAUCGAAUCUUUGGUAAUAUAUAUUUAAAAAUCAAUAUUAUAUUAUGUGUUAA
This is a messenger RNA of Glycine soja, 1187 nucleotides long. Its product is annotated as desiccation-related protein PCC13-62-like. The transcript is spliced from 3 exons. Lineage: Eukaryota; Viridiplantae; Streptophyta; Magnoliopsida; Fabales; Fabaceae. Bases 15 to 998 code for a protein of 327 amino acids. The record is from RefSeq and is a predicted model, not a curated record.